AUGACAGUCACUUAUUCCAGCAAAGUAGCAAAUGCCACUUUCUUUGGAUUUCACAGAUUACUCCUAAGGUGGAAAGGCAGCAUCUACAAAUUGCUGUACAGAGAAUUUAUUGUUUUUGCUACUCUUUACACAGCGAUAAGUGUAUUAUACAGAUUUUUUCUUACAGGUAGCCAAAAACGGUUCUUUGAAAAACUGUCAAUUUACUGUGACAAAUAUGCUGAACAAAUCCCAGUAACUUUUGUGCUUGGUUUCUAUGUUACUUUGGUGGUGAAUCGCUGGUGGAACCAGUUUGUGAACUUGCCGUGGCCAGACCGUCUGAUGUUGCUCAUCUCCAGCUGUGUCCAGGGCAGAGAUGAGUACGGGCGCUUGUUAAGGAGGACUCUCAUGCGUUAUGUGAAUUUAACAUCCCUGCUGAUCUUUCGCUCUGUCAGCACAGCUGUGUACAAAAGGUUCCCCACCAUGGACCACGUGGUAGGAGCAGGUUUUAUGACAAGAUAUGAAAGAAAAAUUUUUGAUGAACUUAAGUCUCCCCACCUGAAAUAUUGGGUCCCAUUUGUCUGGUUCGGAAAUUUGGCAUCAAAGGCACGAAAAGAGGGAAGAAUUCGAGACAGUGUGGAUUUGCAGACACUGAUGAAUGAGAUGAAUAAGUACCGGUCUUGGUGUAGCCUUUUGUUUGGUUAUGAUUGGGUUGGAAUUCCACUGGUCUACACCCAGGUUGUUACUCUUGCAGUCUAUACCUUUUUCUUUGCCUGCCUGAUAGGGCGUCAAUUUUUGGAUACUGACCAAGGGUAUCAGGGACAUGACUUAGAUAUUUACAUUCCAAUCUUCACACUGCUGCAGUUCUUCUUCUACGCAGGAUGGCUCAAGGUCGCUGAACAACUCAUUAAUCCAUUUGGAGAAGAUGAUGAUGAUUUUGAAACUAACUGGUGCAUCGACAGAAAUUUACAGGUUUCACUUCUGGCGGUGGAUGAGAUGCACAUGAACUUGCCAAGGAUGGAGAAAGAUAUUUACUGGAAUGAUACCUCUGCCCGGCCACCCUACACAAAAGCAGCUGCUGAUUACUGUAUUCCUUCAUUUCUUGGAUCGACUAUUGAAAUGGGGCUCGCUGAUACUGAAUUCCUCUAUGGGGAAGAGUGGCCUUGGGAAGAGGAAAAACACCAGAGACAGUAUUCGGUUUUGAGAAGAGUCAAGAGGUUUCUCAGCGUCCAUGAGGGUCCUUCAUACCCAACUCACCAGCGCUACAGUCGGCAGACGAGUGAGAAUUCCGUGUUUUUCCCAGCAGAUGAAAAGGGGCACAUCAGACAGCUGCAGGAAAUGCACACAAGAGGGAGGCACUCUACCUCAAGCUUCAAGAAGAAAUAUGAAGGAGUUACCAGAAGUAACAAACUUCAUAGUAGCCGAGAGCUAGGACCCAUAACAGAAACCUCAAGGAAUGAGGCACAGUUUGAUGACAGUGACACUUCAUCUGAGACAACCAGGCCAGUUCCUGAGGUCAUCAUUUCUGAAGCCCAGGAGACUGAACCUGAUGUGCCAACAGAACGCUCUGCAAGCGUGCCAGAAGAGAAGCUCCAAAGGAUCCUAGCUGAGGCAAAUGUGGCUCUUCUGAACCAACACUUUUUCCCCCCAGAAAUGACUCCAUACCUCUCAAGUUCAGAGGUGCAUCAGUCACUUCCUAGUGUGAUAGGAGAGCCCAAACAUGAGCCCCAGGUUAGUAACAUAGCUGGUCUCAUAACAGAUCAUGAGAGAAACCUUCAGCGAUGGAGUUUACCAAGCUUCCAUAGUCCUAGUACAGCAUCAAAUACUGAUGCUCCACCACCUUCAACAGAUUCUGGGACAACUUCACAGCAAAGGACAUUCAGUGAUGGGAAAAAUAUUACUUCUGCUCCACAAACAUUUGAGAUGCAGGACUUAUGGGAAAACCUGGACAGUAAAGAAACAGCCAUAGUAGAAUUUUCUAAUGAGGAGAGUGGAAGAAAAUUUUGA
Cinclus cinclus is the source of this 1983-nucleotide messenger RNA. It is a transcript of the gene BEST3, whose product is annotated as bestrophin 3. The record is from RefSeq and is a predicted model, not a curated record. Gene Ontology annotation, molecular function: chloride channel activity. NCBI's taxonomy places the organism in Eukaryota, Metazoa, Chordata, Aves, Passeriformes, Cinclidae. The transcript has 9 exons. The coding region runs from base 1 to 1983 and encodes 660 amino acids.